AUGGAUGAAGACAACUCAAAUCAAUUAAAUACUAAUGAUGAUUUAGCAUCAACUGAUCCAGAAGAAAAACAUUCAUCGUCAUCAUCAUCUGUGUUUGUUCUUCAACAAUCUUUAAGCGAUGAUCAACAAGAAGAAACAUUUCAUUAUCAACUAAAAGCACCAUUAUGUGUAUCACAAAGAUAUGAAAAAGAGUUUUUUGAUCAUUUUCAUAUAAAUUACUUUGGUGAACUGGAACGUGAAGGUUUAUUUUUAGCUUCUGUUCGAUCUAUUCGAACAAAACCAAGUGAAAUAAAUAGAAAAUUAUCAUCUUGUUAUUCAACGACAAAUGAUGACGAAAAUCAACAUUUACUUCGAGCCAUUAUUCGUACAAAGAAUAACAACUAUGAUAUAUCAGGAAUAAUAAAUGUCAAAAAUGAAGAAAACACAUUACAAUUUCUAUUAGACAAGACUGAACUAUCAUCGAUUUGUCUUGUUGAGCUUGUUCAUGAUAUCAAAGCAAAUGAAAAAAUUCUUGAAUUUGACAAAUAUAAUGAUGAGCAACUUUCAAAUAAAGUUGGUAUUGUUCAUCAAUAUUUAAAUCAAUCAAAUGAAAUUGAAAUAUUAAGUAACAAUGAAAUGUCGAUUGAAAUGAAAAAUUUUCUAAAUUUAAUUAGUGAACUUGUUCAAUUAAAAAAUUUCAAUAAAUAUUGUGGUGAUCUUGAUACAAAAACAGAUCAACAUGGAACUUAUUCUUAUUUUGCCACGUAUCAAAAUCAUCAAAUUAUGUUUAAUGUAGCACCAAUGAUUCCAUCUGAUAAAAAUGAUUUAGAAUUUAUCGGAAGAAAAAGUUUAAUUGCUAAUGCAUUAAUAUGUAUUGUUUUUCAAGAAAAAAGUGGACUUUCAUUUCAACCAGAUUAUUUUCUCGGAAAAGUAACACAAGUCUAUAUUAUAGUGCAACCAAUUCAAAUUGAAUCUGAUCUUUAUUACAAAAUUGAAAUUUGGCGUCGUUCUGACAUUGAACCGAUAGUUGAUCCACCUGGAGGUAUUUUUAAACAUGACGAAUCAUUUCGAGAUUAUUUUCUUAUAUUAAUUUUGAAUACAAUGAGUACUAUUUUAAAAAAAGAUUUUUUUCAAAAACGUAUUAUUGAACAAAGAUAUCGUUUGAAUAAUGAAUAUCUUACAAAGCUUUCUCGAAUGUUUUAUUCCUAUUCUAAAUAUGAUUUAUCAACGUUAUGUGGCAAUGAUGAUGAUAUACCUAUUGAAAAUGCAAACAUAAGAGGUCAUAUAACGUCUAAACAUCAUCGUCUUCCCAUUAUAACGAACAUAGUCAGAAGAUUAAGUAUUAGUAAUCGAUCAAAACAACGUUUUUCAUUUACGGGAAAUACGGAAAAAAUAAGUCUAUCAGACAGUGAAAUAUCACCAACAAUAACAAAACACAAUCGUUGGACAUCACUCAAUGACAAAAUAAAUCAUAUUUCAUCUAUGGUUAGAGUUUUACUCUUUUUUUAA
Molecule: messenger RNA, 1488 nt
Organism: Rotaria sp. Silwood1
Lineage: Eukaryota; Metazoa; Rotifera; Eurotatoria; Philodinida; Philodinidae
Source: the annotation of a GenBank genome assembly